AUGGCUAAAGAAUUGGCUGCGGAGAAGGCUAAAACGGCAUUGCUAGCGAAGAAACUUAGGAAGAAGAGGAAGGAAAAUGAGGAACUCACUGCGAGUAUCAAGAACCCAUCGGUAACCGAUAGUGGCUGUUCAACAGAGAACUCCAUGUUUGGAUUCGAUAACCCGAAUAGACUAAGCAGUACACGGAAUACGACUACCACAACAGCUCAAGAGGAAUCACGUUUUUUGUCAUCCAUGAACCAACUGUCCGUGGCGUCGAUUAACGUACCGGAGUGCAAAUCGGCGGAUGACGAGGACAUUCAUCGACAGACAUUCGAGUUAUGGAAGGAUCUGCUGAUGGAUUCCAUGAAACUAGCAGGAGUAACUCCAUUUGAGUUGAUGGUUGGCUGGAAGUACCGAGGUACCUUCCCCAGUAUGUGGUCAGACCCGUGCGGCAGUGAGCUCGAUCGUUCAGAACUGAGGGAAAAAGAUGCAGAUACAAAACAAAUCAGUAAGAAUUAUGCAGAUUCUUCUCGAGGAGCCAAGGAAUCAAAUAUUAAAAUUGGUGACACGGUGUUGCUUGCGCAAAACAAAAGAAGCAAGACUGAUCCUACCUUUUCAUCAGAAAGAUUCACAGUAAUAGCCAGGGAAGGAGCCAAAAUCGUAAUCAUGAGCAAAACAGGAAUACAGUAUGCUCGCAACAUCAGAGAAGUUAAAAGAGCGCCUGAAUCCAUCACAUCUGACAAUCAUCCUGAGCAGGAAAAAUUCGAGGAAAUGGUUUCCACGCCAGAUUCCGAGAUUCAAGCAUCAGGUUCGGCUAAGACGUCCAGGGAUCUUCGAAAGCGAGAGGUGAUCAAGCGACCAAAACGGUUUGAUGAUCAAUUUGUGUAUCGCGUAUUCUUCUAA
Molecule: messenger RNA, 885 nt
Organism: Ochlerotatus camptorhynchus
Lineage: Eukaryota; Metazoa; Arthropoda; Insecta; Diptera; Culicidae
Exons: 3
Coding region: 1-885 (294 amino acids)
Source: RefSeq, a predicted model, not a curated record